CAGUGCCUCAGUGUGCCUCCGUGUGCCUCAGUGACAGAGCUGCUCUCAGGUCACAGUGUGCUUCAGCUGAGGGGGGGACUCUCUUGGAGGAGUUAGAAUGGACGGACAGUGACCACACUCCUCUCUCUCUCUCUCUCUCUCUCUCUCUCCCUGGCUCUCUCUCUCUCUGGGAAACCCUUCUUCUCUCUUUUCCCUGCUCGUCUCCGCGGUGUCCUGACGUAGUCCAGUCUCUCUUGGCAACCUCGGGGACACCUGUCGCGUCUCAGGCAUCAGCAAUGAGAGGACGAUGGAGCUCCUACUCCAUGUCUGUGCUGCUCUCUCUGAUCGUGCUGUGGCAGACCCGGUCAAGAGCAGAUUCCAAUUCAACACGUAAAACCAUCGACAUCACAACCUUCACCAAGAUCCUGGACAGUCUGCUGGAUGGAUAUGACAACAGAUUGAGACCAGGCCUGGGAGACCGCGUAACUGAAGUGAAGACUGACAUCUAUGUGACCAGCUUUGGUCCAGUGUCUGACACAGAUAUGGAGUACACUAUAGAUGUUUUCUUCCGUCAGAGAUGGAAGGAUGAGCGCCUUAAGUUUCAUGGACCAAUGAACAUUCUCCCUCUCAACAACCUGAUGGCCAGUAAGAUCUGGACCCCUGACACUUUCUUCCACAAUGGCAAGAAAUCUGUUGCCCACAAUAUGACGAUGCCCAACAAGCUGCUGAGAAUCAUGGAGGAUGGAACCUUGCUCUACACUAUGAGGCUCACGGUCCAAGCUGAGUGUCCUAUGCACCUGGAAGACUUUCCCAUGGACUCUCACUCGUGUCCUCUGAAGUUCGGCAGCUAUGCCUACACAAAGACAGAGGUUACGUACCUCUGGACUCGUAAUGCCUCCCAGUCAGUGGAUGUUGCAGCUGAUGGAUCCAGACUCAACCAGUAUGAUUUGGUGGGCCAGAGUGUGGGGAAGGAGACCAUUAAAUCCAGUACUGGUGAAUACACAGUCAUGACAGCUCACUUCCACCUGAAGAGAAAGAUCGGCUACUUUGUGAUCCAGACAUACUUACCCUGCAUCAUGACCGUCAUCCUGUCUCAGGUCUCCUUCUGGCUCAAUCGAGAAUCUGUGCCAGCCAGAACUGUGUUUGGUGUAACUACAGUCCUCACAAUGACAACCCUAAGUAUUAGUGCCCGUAAUUCACUGCCUAAAGUGGCCUAUGCUACAGCUAUGGACUGGUUCAUUGCUGUCUGUUAUGCCUUUGUCUUCUCUGCACUCAUUGAAUUCGCUACGGUCAACUACUUCACCAAGAGAGGCUGGGCCUGGGACGGAAAGAGCGUGGUCAGGGAAAAGAAAAAGGAAGCCUCCAUCAUGAAGAAGAACAAUGCCUAUGCUGUAGCUGUGGCUAACUACGCUCCCAACAUUACAAAAGACUCGACGCUGUCCACCAUCUCCAAGUGUGCCCAGAAUGAAACCAACAAAACCACGGCAGAGACGAAGCCCGAGAACAAGAAAACCUUUAACAGCGUCAGCAAGAUCGACCGCAUCUCUCGCAUCAUGUUCCCUGUGCUGUUUGGGAGCUUUAACCUGGUUUAUUGGGCCACCUACCUGAACAAAGAACCGGUCAUUAAAGAUCUGGAUCUUUCCAAAUGAACUGCUGGGACUGACUCCAACACUCCAAGCCCUAUUCAGGAAUUAUACAUGUGCUGGUAUUACAUGCAUAGAGAGUUAUCUGUCUUUACCGAGUACAAUUUUAGAUCAAUUCAGGUACAUAUCAUAACUGGGUUAGAAUAAACCUGAGAGCUCACAUACCGAGUGUAAGUGCCAAACAGCAUCCUCUGCCAUUGUGUCAUUAUCUUAGUUUCACUUGUUGAUUCAGCUGCUCAAGCUGAGAGGAAAGGAAAACUCAUGGAUGAUCCAUAUCUUUUUCCUCCUGGAAACGAGAAAUGGGAAGUGUUCAUUUUGUAUUAAGCCUACUUAAGCAUUCCAAAUGUUUUAAUAAUUACAGCAUUUAAUAUCAGAAAACAAUUUAUUACUGGAAGAAUCUGAAAAUACUUCAUUCUAAAUCCAACCAGGGACCUUCGUCACAUUUCUUAACCUAUAUUCCUCUCCCUAUGUUUUCUGUUAACAACAAAUAAAGGAAAGGCCAUGUUUAAACAUGAAACCAAUCGGGGUUUUUUGCUGCAUUGCUUUUUGAUAAUGAAUCAAAUGAGGAAAGGUCAUUAAGUGACAAACCCACAGAGAAUAAUCAGCAACUUUACCUCAGCUCUCCGGAGCUUUUUAGCCCUUCUUUCAUUCAUCAACUUUUGGCCAAGUUGUGGUUCAACAUCAUUCCCAGCAGCAGCAGGCCUUUCUGGAGUUGGUGGAGACCAAACCAGAAAUAAAAAUAACUAACACAAGCAAAUAAUAGGAUCAAAUAAGGUUUUAUAUCAACUUUCAACAAAUCUGACUAAUUUGCAUUACUUGCUUUGAGAAAUAUUAUUAUUUAUUUAUGUAUUCAUUUGUACAUUUAAUUGGUGCUCACCAAUUAUGAUACGGUGAUAAUUAGGAGGUAUUUAUCUUGUAAUUUGGGGGAAAGAAAAAAAACGUAUUAACUAAAAAGUAUAGACCAAAAAGUAUAGACCAAUUAUUUUUGCUGUUAAAUUUGUCAGUGCUUUGCUAAAACAAUGUAGGACCGUACCAACUGCCAAGAUAAAGUAACUACAUUAAGUUAAUCAAACAAGAUCUGUGUAUUUCCUGGAGCUUCACACAGUCAAAGCUACACAUGUCCAUUAUUAAGAGCUCUCCUGAGGCUUCCAGUGUUAAAAGUAAAUGACCCGUUAAAUGUUUCCUGGUUAACGUACUCAAGCCCCAAGGUUUGCGUAAAACCUGAUGGCCAAUGUUAGUACUCCAUAAAUGUUCAGUGGGGCUGAGGGCCGCUGACUGUUUCGGAAAGUCCAUCACAAGCAGGACUCCUUCGUCGUCUUUGGUCAUCAUCCUGCUGCAGUAUGAACCUUUCCACGCAGAUACAAACCAACGGGCAUGUUUCUGAAUGACGGAGCUUGCUUCUCUUUGUCCAUUCAGUGCAGGUGAACACUGGCUGCAUUUGACUCACUUUAAUAGGCCUUUGAUGAGUAGGACAACUAACAGGAUUGCUGACCUAAACGGUGAAACUUAAAUAUUUCUUCAUUUUACAUGACACGACAUAUUGUGUUUUGAAAUGUUACUGAAACUUCACAUUGUCUGAUUACACACUCAAGCACACAUACAUGCAUAAUAUGUACAUAUAUACAUAUACACUGAUGGUCCAGGUGGUUUGAGAACGUAGCAUGAAACACAUUACCCUCCUACAUAUAAACUCAACAAGAUCUUUUGGUCAACAUGAGAAUGUUAACAAUCAAUAAUAUCGAGCCAUUAAGUUCAUCCUGGAUCUUGUGCAACAUAAUAACAUUGAUUUGAGGUUCUCUUAUCAUGUUCGUCUACAUGCCACCUACUACUACUGUUUAAAAAGCUUGUUCAGUCGUCAGCCCAUCAUCUCAGUGUGGGUUUUUAAAGGUUUUGUGUGAGAUUUGUUUCUGUGGUGUGUAUUGAACACAUUAUCAGGAGCAUCCUGCAGAAACCGCUCAGCCGGUCGGUGCAGUGAAGCUCUCAUCGGCUCAGCCUUUGUGCUGUCAUCACCAGUCUGACCCAGUAUGUGACCUUAUGUAGCACAUUUACUGUUCACUAUCCUAGCACACCCUGCUGCUGCUUCCUGGGAACAUCAGUCACCGCCCACCCAUCGCCCACCUGUGCGCUCAGUUUCUUCACAUUAUAACAUGAAUAUGUGUGUGCCCUCUCUAUUUUAGGGAAAUUGAUAACACAGAUGGCAAAAUGUAAUUAAUUAAUAAUAAAAACCUUUAGAAAACUAUAUCUGCAUUAUAUACACGUAUCUCACUGACUGUUAAUGAUGGUGGAGGAAGUCACGUCCCUUUAUCACUUACGUUUCCUUUGUAUCAUUAUUCUUGAGGUGUUCCCUGUGAAAGUGACAUUGCACUGUUUUUUAAAAUAAACAAUAUUCAAACAGAAA
Hippoglossus stenolepis (Pacific halibut) is the source of this 4020-nucleotide messenger RNA. RefSeq names its product gamma-aminobutyric acid type A receptor subunit alpha2a (gene gabra2a). Gene Ontology annotation, molecular function: GABA-gated chloride ion channel activity; transmitter-gated monoatomic ion channel activity involved in regulation of postsynaptic membrane potential; inhibitory extracellular ligand-gated monoatomic ion channel activity. The transcript has 10 exons. Gene Ontology annotation, cellular component: neuron projection; postsynapse; GABA-A receptor complex. Gene Ontology annotation, biological process: nervous system process; gamma-aminobutyric acid signaling pathway; regulation of postsynaptic membrane potential. NCBI's taxonomy places the organism in Eukaryota, Metazoa, Chordata, Actinopteri, Pleuronectiformes, Pleuronectidae. The record is from RefSeq and is a predicted model, not a curated record. The coding region runs from base 276 to 1628 and encodes 450 amino acids.